This is a messenger RNA of Plutella xylostella (diamondback moth), 2260 nucleotides long. Its product is annotated as organic cation transporter protein. Gene Ontology annotation, cellular component: membrane. The record is from RefSeq and is a predicted model, not a curated record. Lineage: Eukaryota; Metazoa; Arthropoda; Insecta; Lepidoptera; Plutellidae. Gene Ontology annotation, biological process: transmembrane transport. Gene Ontology annotation, molecular function: transmembrane transporter activity.
AAUCCGCCUGGCUGUUACUUGACUUCCCCUCAGUCAGUCAGUGCAGCCGCGCCGGCGACCGAGCCACACGUACUAGACGGCACGUUAACGUUGACGGCACGUGCGUCUCACGUAUUGUUAUUGUGAUUAACAACAUUUAACCAAUAAGAAACAAAAAGUCAAUAUUUUCACAUAGUUUUUUGUGACUGGUAGCUAGUGUUAUGUGGCUUGUGUUGUGUUGCAAAAGUCCUGUAACUCUGGCACCAUAAAAUACCUUACCGGGUUUCGUUUAAUAAUUUAACUAAAACAAUUAAAAAACUAGUUAUUUUUGGUUCGCGUGACGAUGACAGUAGCAGUGGGAGUGUUUUUAGCGGCUGGAACUGAGGUUUACUGAUUGGAGCGGCAGAUCAUAAGAUUCGUAAAUCAUGACGAAUGACCCGAUAGAGCGAGCCAUCGGUCGGUUCGGCUGGUACCAAACCUGGAUCCUGAUCCUCAUCACACUGGGCCGCUUCCCGGCCGAGUUCCAGCUCACCAAUGUCGUCUUCAUCCUGCCCAAUGUCGAAUACACGUGUUUGGACGACCCUUCGAAUAAUGCUACGAACAUUUGCCCGUGUGAGAACCCAGUGUAUGACACGAGUACCAUCGUGGACUCUGUGACGACGACAUGGAAUCUGAUCUGUGAGCGCGGCACGCUGGCUAGCUUCGCGCAGUCGGUGCUGCAGGCAGGGAUCCUGGCGGGGAGCCUCAUAUAUGGACACAUUUCUGACAGACACGGGCGCAAGACGGCAGUCGUCCUCGCGUUAUUCCUGGAAGCCGUCAGCGUGAUCGUCUCCGCCGUGGUCCCGCAGUUCUGGAUGUUCAUAGCCAGCCGCUUCUUCAUCGGCGUCUCACUCGGGGGCACUAUGCUGUGCUGCUACGUGCACCUCAUCGAGCUGAGCGGAACCUCCUUUGUGCCCUACAUCAUCGGCCUCAUCGAAGUGUCCUACAUGUCCGGAUACCUCUUCCUACCCAUGAUCGCAUACUUCGUGCGCGAGUGGAGGCAUCUGCAACUCAUCACGUCGAUUCCCUGGAUUAUUACUAUAUCGUUCUACUGGCUGCUGCCGGAAUCGCCGCGCUGGCUUAUCACAGUCGGCCAGAACGAGGAGGCCAUUAGAGUUUUGACGUUCAUUGCUAAAAAAAACAAGCUGCCCACAGAGAACAUAGCGAGCAUAGUGAACAAAAUCGACCGGGACUCAAUAAAUGAGACACAGUACCGCGGCUCCUAUCUAGACCUGUUCAAGACGCCGAAGAUCCGUCUGUACACCAUCAUCACGGCGGUGGUGUGGUUCUGCACUUCCCACACGUUCUUCGGAGUCAACCAGUACAUCGGGCGGCUGCCAGGGGACCUCUACCUCAAUGUGAUCCUCUCAGCCGCAGCACUAGCGCCUGGCCUUAUAAUUUGUGUCAUCGGCGCUCUGUACUUUAAGAGAAAAGCCGCUGUCAUAUUCAGCUUCGCUGUGACAGGAUUGGCACUCCUCGUCUUCAUAUUCAUACCCAGUGACAUGACUGGAGCCAAUUUAACCCUCGCUAUUGUUAGCCAGAUCUCAGCGUACAAUGCUUUUGUUCAAGUGUACCUCAAUUGUUCAGAAGUGUUCCCUACUGUGAUCAGAAACUCUGCCUUAGGAUUUGCGUCGGUGUUUGCCCGAGUUGGCGGUUUUAUCGCCCCCUUCGUAGUGAACAUUGGGAUUGAGUGGGUGUCCAUUUUAGUAUUUAGUUCGUUAGCUUUAGUAGCUGCUAUUCUAAGUUGUUUCCUACCAGAAACUAAAAAUAUAGUGCUCUUGAAUACAAUUAGUCAGAGGGAAGAAAAAAAGAGUAAAUCAAUUGAAAUAGAACCAGAGUUCGACUAAUGUAACUAGGUAUUAAAUAUGAGUAUUUCUAAUAAGUACCUAGUUAGGAUAAGUAAAUAUAAUUUAGAAUAUCUAAGGUAAUUUUAUAUAUGAUUUAUUAUUUUAUGAACACAAGUUUUGCGUGAUAGUAAGGAAUUCUAAUGUAUUUUUAAAUACCUAUAGUAAAUCUACCACAACUAGAGUACCUCUACCUAUCCUAUGUUCAAAAUAUAGGAAUGUAUGUGAUAAAUAGGAUAUAUUCUACAUAAUUUACUAUUAAGACCUAUGUAACCUACGCUUUAUCUUAUUUUGGCCUUGCGGAGAAUUCACAUUUUCCUCCCAAUUUACAAUUUUAUCUACUUACAUAAAAUUCAAUGUUACUGAAACCUUAUACAUAGAAAUGAAUAAACUACUUU